Molecule: messenger RNA, 1470 nt
Organism: Theobroma umbraticum
Lineage: Eukaryota; Viridiplantae; Streptophyta; Magnoliopsida; Malvales; Malvaceae
Product: SH3 domain-containing protein 1
Molecular function (GO): protein binding
Source: RefSeq, a predicted model, not a curated record
AUGAGAAAAAGGGUAUAUCUAGGACAAGUGGAGCAGUGGCAUCACUGCAUCAGCACCACUGUUGCUCAACCAUUUGUUACUGUUAGACAUGGAACUAUCAAGAAGCAAGCUACCAAGCUCAGAGAGCAAGUUGCCAAGCAACAGCAAGCAGUACUUCGGCAUCUUGGCCAUUUUAGUAAUGAAGACAUAACAGUCGAUGAAGCUGAGCUUCAAUGUCAUCAAAAGCUGCAAGAUUUAUACAUUUCUACAAAGGCAGCUAAGCAUUUGCAGCGGAAUAUUGUCCGUGGCAUAGAAGGUUUUAUUGCAACAAGCUCAAAGCUGCUAGAAAUAGCUAGGAAGUUGGCUGAUGAUUGUUGCAAAUACGGAGCUGAGAGCACCACUGAUUCUUCUCUUGCAAGAGCUGCCCUUCAGUUUGGUAAGUCACAUAAAUUGAUGGAAGAUGAAAGGGAGACCUUGCUUGGGAUCCUUGGUGAACAGGUUUCUGAGCCAUUACGGGCAUUAAUUACAGGUGCUCCGGGAGAUGCUCGGCACUUGACCCACCGUUAUGACAGACUCCGCCAAGAGGUUGAAGCUCAGGCAGCAGAUGUAUUAAGGCGGACAUCAAAGACCAGGGAAUCUGAUAUAUCUGCAGAAAGCUACAUGAAGCUUAAACAAGCAGAAGCAAGAUUGACUGAACUUAAAGCCUCAAUGAUGGUACUAGGAAGAGAAGCAACUGCUGCCAUGUUAUCGGUUGAGGAUCAGCAGCAAAAGAUUACUUUUCAGCAGCUUCUUGCUAUGGUUGAUGCUGAAAAAUCUUAUCAUCGACGUAUUCUUGCUAUUUUGGAAAAGCUAUAUGCUGAGAUGAUUCUGGAGGAGCAGUCGAAUGAGUCAUUGAACUCAGUGACUUUGCAGAGAGAGGUGAAUGUUGCCCUUGCAGAUGAUCACACUUGUUCAAAUGGAUCUAAGGCUCAGAUAACCAAUCAAAGCGAUGUAUAUUUCAUAGCAAAGGUUGUGCACCCAUUUGAUGCUCAAGCCGAUGGGGAGUUAAGCUUAGCAGUUGGUGAUUAUGUUGUGGUUCGCCAGGUGGGUCCUACUGGAUGGUCUGAAGGAGAAUGCAAGGGCAAGGCUGGGUGGUUUCCCUCUGCUUAUGUAGAAAGACAAGAGAAAGCACCAGCAAGCAAGAUAAGUGAAGCAAACUCGGCAGCCUGAUCGUUGAAGCCAUGGUGACUAGUGUUAAAAGUUGUACAUGCCCCAACUCCUUUGUUAUGGUCAACAGUGCCCUUGUAAGUAAUUACCAAUUACUGGGUGGGUACGAAAAUGGCAUAUGUAUGCGAGCGAUGUAUAUUCUUUUUGUGUGCUAUGUGAGUUGUGCGGUAAAUAAUCACACUUAUGAUUCAGUUUUGUCAAGACCACCCCUUUAUAAUGAAUUGAGGUGGGGAAGGUGAAUUUAUUGCAAAUAACCGGAGUGUAAGGAUCAUGUUGGAGGUCAAA